This is a messenger RNA of Psylliodes chrysocephalus, 1895 nucleotides long. NCBI's taxonomy places the organism in Eukaryota, Metazoa, Arthropoda, Insecta, Coleoptera, Chrysomelidae. The record is from the annotation of a GenBank genome assembly.
AUUUGGCGUUGUCAAUGUCAACUUAUGAGGUAAUUUUGACAUCUGACUGGGGCUCAGUUUUGUCUCUCAAUCACAAUUUUGGUUCAUAGUUGGGGCAAUUGGUGGCACAUGAGCUGCGAUUUUGAAAUUUGAGCCCCUUUUUUAAAAAUCAUUUUAUUUGGGGGUUCUUGAGAGAUACGAUAUCCUCAGAUAUGUUAAGUAUGUCGAACAUAAUUUUAAAAAGUUUACCCAGAUCAUCAUUCAGGCACUUAAGAAAAUCACUGGAAAAAGGGAUAACCGAGGUAUCUACACAGCAGAGAUAUAUUUACCAAGGGGAACAUUUAAUUCGAAAAUACAGUAUUAACUUAAAUAAAUCUAAUUCACUAAGAAAUCAUAAAUGUGUCAUCACCUGUAAUAGACAUUUUCAAACAUCUAGUGUGUGCCUCAACUCUCAAACUGUAAAAGUACCCCCCUUUGCAGAAUCAGUAACUGAAGGAGAUGUCAAACUCCAAAAGAAAGUUGGUGACUAUGUUGGCGCCGAUGAAGUUGUCAUGGAGAUUGAAACCGACAAAACCGCAAUGCCUGUUCAUUCGCCAGCUGCUGGUACUAUAACCGAAAUUUUAGUCAAUGAUGGAGAUACGGUAAAACCUGGCCAGGACCUAUUUAAAUUGAGUGUUGGAGAAGGAGCACCCGCAGCAGCUGCAGCUAAACCUGCCGAAGCUCCACCCCCACCAGCUCCGAAAGCAGCGGCACAACCAGCACCAGCUCCACCAAAACCUACACCAUCUGCGGCACCGUCUCCACCUCCAGCUGCGGCACCAGUCCCACCUCCACCUAGACCUGCGGCCCCCUUAAGUUCUAUACCUGUUGCUGCAAUACGUCACGCUCAGUCAUUAGAAGCAGCAACUGUUAAGUUACCUCCGCAAGAUCCAACCCAGGAAAUAACUGGCACACGCACCGAACAUAAAGUCAAAAUGAAUAGAAUGAGACAAAGGAUUGCUCAACGACUCAAAGAAGCACAAAAUGUGAACGCAAUGUUGACUACUUUUAACGAAAUUGAUAUGACGAAUAUAAUGGCUUUUCGUAAGGAAAACCAAGAGCAGUUUUUGAAGAAACACAAUGUGAAAUUAAGUUUUAUGUCAGCUUUCAUGAAGGCUACUGCUUAUGCUUUACAAGAUCAGCCUGUCGUCAAUGCUGUUAUAGAUGGCACUGACAUACUUUACAGAGAUUAUGUCGACAUUUCUGUUGCUGUAGCUACUCCAAAAGGGCUUGUGGUGCCUGUUAUAAGGAAUGUUGAAAGAAUGAAUUAUGCUGAUAUCGAAUUAGCUAUAGCACAUGUAGCUGAGAAAGCUAGGAAAGGUCAGUUAGCUGUAGAAGAUAUGGACGGAGGUACUUUCACAAUUAGUAAUGGCGGUGUAUUUGGUUCCCUAUAUGGAACUCCCAUUAUAAACCCUCCUCAAUCUGCCAUAUUAGGAAUGCACGGGAUAUUUGAUAGGCCAAUUGCUUUAAAAGGACAGGUUGUAAUUAGACCAAUGAUGUACAUAGCAUUGACUUACGAUCACAGGCUUAUUGAUGGACGUGAAGCUGUGUUUUUCUUGAGAAAAAUAAAACAAGGUGUAGAAAAUCCAGGUUCAAUAUUGGCUGGUCUUUAAAUCACGCUAAAUAAUAAAUGAAGAAUUCGUGUUUGUAAACAAGUGUUUGGUUUAGAUCAUUCUGAGUCUAUCUUCCCAUGAAGCAAAGUACUAAUGUUUUAAAUAUUUUAUUUUAUCAAGGGAGACUUACAGAAAUUUAAAUUAUUAAAAUUAUAUAUAUUUAAGCUUUAUUUUUGUGUUUAUCAGUUCAAAAAAGUAUUUAUCUUUGGUAUUCAUUAGGUUUUGCCUCCAACACUAUUUAUUAAAUAAAUACAUUUUUUUGUU